Messenger RNA from Paramacrobiotus metropolitanus, 1508 nucleotides. RefSeq names its product zinc transporter ZIP1-like. The record is from RefSeq and is a predicted model, not a curated record. Gene Ontology annotation, molecular function: zinc ion transmembrane transporter activity. Gene Ontology annotation, cellular component: plasma membrane. Lineage: Eukaryota; Metazoa; Tardigrada; Eutardigrada; Parachela; Macrobiotidae. Gene Ontology annotation, biological process: zinc ion transmembrane transport. The transcript has 4 exons. Bases 220 to 1446 code for a protein of 408 amino acids.
AUUAAUUUUUACUGUUUUUACAGAGUAUUAAAUGGCUCUUGAACUCUUCAGCCUUUUCUGAAAUUCUGAUUUCUGAAUUUCUGAGGUUUGAUUGCUUUAUGGUUAGACUUCUUGGAAUGUUGCUUAAACAGAUAAUUAGAUACUCUUUACUCUUGCGUACUACAAGAAGUAGUUAAUCCAGUUUCUUCUAAUCUGCGAACUGCGAUCGACUAAGGAGAAAUGGCAGGUCUCAGUUUGCGACUGACGAAAGGCUUGGUUCUUGGUGGUAUGUUUCUAAUAACAUCUAUUUUCUGCCUUCUUCCUGCCUGGCUGAUUUCUAGUGUUCGAAGUCAUCAUUUGGAGAGCGGCCCGCAUUCCCGUCUGUUUCGCUACGGCAUAAGCUUCCUAAACUGUUUCGCCUGUGGUGUUUUCCUGGGCACUUUGUUUCUGGAUUUGCAGCCGGAUGUGAUCGAUGCCUUCAAAGAGCAUCUUCCAAAAGUGGGCAUCCACACAGAGUAUCCACUGGCGCAGUUUUGUAUUGUGUUCGGUUUAUUGUUGGUGAUGAUGGUGGAGCGUAUUGUGGUCUCGUGCAAAACGGAGGAUGUGCACAUCUUUCACGGGCAUGAUCAUGGCCACGGGCGCGGACGAGUGGAUGCGGAGAGGCAGGAGGCACGAGAAAGAGGCCGUCUCAGGCAUCGAACCGUCAGCGAAUCGGAGUUGUUGAGGGAGCAAAUUAAUCAGCGAUAUGCCAUGCCAAAUCCCUAUCAUCCUCCUGCACACCAGGAACCACCGAGCAAUGACGACCGCGGUGAUUUCCGUACACGACGCUCAUCGGAAAUCUCUCUGCCGGACGCAGUGGAUAAUGAGCCAGAAAUUUUAUCCUCCGUUGCGUCAUCGCGGUCCUCGUCGCCGACACGCGAAGAUGGUCACGGGCAUUCGCAGGGAUCCGUUGAACCGGCGCUGCGGCUGGUUAAAUCCAAGUCCCAUCAGACGACACACACUGCGCGUUCCUUUAUUCUGUUGGUUGCUCUUAGUCUACACUCUGUCUUCGAAGGAUUAGCGGUCGGAUUGCAAGGAUCGCGGCAAAAGGUGGUGGAAAUAUUCGGAGCGUUGUUGAUACAUAAAUGCGUGGUGGCCUUCUCCGUCGGGAUGAAUUUAAUGCAGAGUCGGAUGGCGUUUCGGAACGUUAUCAUGUUGGCGCUGGUAUUUGCUGCUGCCUCACCGUUAGGAAUUGGGAUUGCGAUGGGUAUGGAGAAUUUCAACCAGGAUGGUGCAGCCGGCAUAAUCAGUGCGGUACUGCAAGCGAUGGCCUGUGGUACAUUUUUGUUCAUUACAUUUCUGGAGGUUUUGCCGCAUGAAAUGCUGAAGAAUUCUCAAGACGAAGCCGGUGGUGUGAUGUUACUGAAGAUUCUUUGCAUGGUUAUCGGAUUCUCCGUUAUGGCUGGAUUGAUGUUUAUGGAUGCCUGAUAACCGGAAGCUUUACAGUUUUUGGCUUAUAGUAAGCUGUUAAUGACUAGAUUUGUAUGUAG